AUGGUAGCCGAAGGUUUGGCAGUUCAACCUUCAGCGGAAGAAACUGUGCUCGCGCUUGGUAAUAAUUAUAUAAUUGAGAACUCGGCGGCACCUGGUGGUAUCCUUGAGGGGUGUGAAAUUGAAAACCUUGCAUUGGAUUAUAACCGGGAACUUGCGCUUGAUAAUAUGAAUAGGGAACCUGUGCUUGAUAAUACGGGUAAGAACCCUGCGCUUGCUGGUGCUGUGGAACGCCAUAGCCUUGAUAGUACGGAUAGGUACCCUGCGCUUGCGCCCGUUGAUUCUGUGCAUAAUUCCGCUGCGGAGCAUAACGCGCUUGAGAAGAUGGUUGACCACUCGGCCCUGGAUAAUGCUGCUGAGGACUUUGCGUCUGCGCUCGAUGCUGCGCCUGAGGACCCUGCGCCUGAUCUUGGUGCUGUACCUGAGAGCUCUGUGUCUGCCCUUGAUACUGCGCCUGUGUUUGAUACUGCGCCUGAGAACUUUGCGCCGGAUCUUGGUACUGCGGCAGAGUAUUCUGGCCUUGAUCUUGACGGUGCGUCUGGGUACCCUGCUCUUGAUACUGCGGCAGAGUAUUCUGGCCUUGCUCUUGACGGUGCGUCUGGGUACCCUGCUCUUGCGUUUGGUAGGGAUAUUGAAAAUAAUCUUGCAAGGGAUUUUGUGAUUGAUAAAACGGAUAAGGGGUCUGCAUUCGAAGCGCUUGACGAUCUUCGAAGCUGUGUUCAGAAGGCAAUUGUGGACGCGGAUUUUGAUAAGGCAAGUAGGUAG
Molecule: messenger RNA, 762 nt
Organism: Orbilia oligospora ATCC 24927
Lineage: Eukaryota; Fungi; Ascomycota; Orbiliomycetes; Orbiliales; Orbiliaceae
Exons: 1
Coding region: 1-762 (253 amino acids)
Source: RefSeq, a predicted model, not a curated record